GAGAUCUCCAAAGAUUUGAAAGAUGAGAUCAACGUUGUUGGCUGGUAUCACUCCCAUCCUCACAUCACGCCCUUUCCAAGUGACGUGGACCUCAAAAUCCAAACUAAUUUCCAGCAUCUUGACCGGAACUUUAUAGGACUCAUCUUUUCAGUCUUUGUUACGCAACACAAUUCUCCGUCCAUCUCUGAUAAGACGGAGUGGCGUCUCCAGGUGUGCAUUCAGCCCCGCCCCAGCGCCUCCUCCAACUUCUACCAGGUGUCUUGUCCGAACUGGAAAUUGGUUUCGGACUGCAUUAAGGAUCAGUAUCUCCCCGAUGCUGAGGUUUCUGUUGCUGAGGCUGCAAAGUCGAACACAGACUAUUUGAAACUUAAAAUGUAUCUCAUGAAGAUGGAAAAGGUGGUGGAUAUCAUCACUAAUACAAUGGCCACAUUUGUGAAAUAUCUAAAAACCGGUCUCAACAUGAUUGCUGAUGCCAGAAAUUGA
This is a messenger RNA of Dibothriocephalus latus, 483 nucleotides long. NCBI's taxonomy places the organism in Eukaryota, Metazoa, Platyhelminthes, Cestoda, Diphyllobothriidea, Diphyllobothriidae. The record is from the annotation of a GenBank genome assembly.